Molecule: messenger RNA, 4686 nt
Organism: Phascolarctos cinereus (koala)
Lineage: Eukaryota; Metazoa; Chordata; Mammalia; Diprotodontia; Phascolarctidae
Gene: ZBTB6
Product: zinc finger and BTB domain containing 6
Biological process (GO): regulation of transcription by RNA polymerase II
Molecular function (GO): protein binding; RNA polymerase II cis-regulatory region sequence-specific DNA binding; DNA-binding transcription factor activity, RNA polymerase II-specific
Source: RefSeq, a predicted model, not a curated record
GUUUUGUCCCAGACUGGGCCAAACUUCCGGAGUGGGAAGCCGUUGCACCCUUCUCUGCUGUUGCCCGAGGGGCCUCACCUUGGAGGGCGCAGUUUCCUGCCGGUCCGCGGCCGCUGCGCAUGAGGAAACAAGACACAGAGAGUUCACGAAGAUUUGUUGGUGAUUGAGCAAAUGAGGUGUGACCAUGGCUGCUGAAUCUGAUGUCCUGCACUUCCAGUUUGAGCAGCAAGGUGAUGCGGUCCUACAGAAAAUGAAUCUCUUGAGACAGCAGAAUUUAUUUUGUGAUGUAUCCAUCUAUAUCAAUGACACAGAAUUCCAGGGACACAAGGUGAUUUUUGCUGCUUGCUCUACUUUCAUGAGAGAUCAGUUUUUACUCAACCAGUCAAAGCAGGUCAGAAUUACCAUCUUGCAGAGUGCAGAGAUUGGCAGAAAGUUAUUGCUCUCUUGUUAUACUGGUGCACUGGAGGUCAAAAGGAAAGAGCUUUUGAAAUAUUUGACUGCUGCAAGUUACCUUCAAAUGGUACAUAUUGUGGAGAAGUGCACAGAAGCUUUGUCCAAGUAUUUGGAAAUAGAUUCUUCUAUGAAGAACAAUAGUCAAGGUGCUGAGAUGUGUCAUUCCUCUUAUCCAGAACUAAAGGAUGAAGAUGAAAAUUUAGAGAGAGACUGUGAAAUAAUUGAGAUUUCUGAAGACAGCCCUGUAAAUUUGGACAUCCAAGUUAAGCAAGAAAAAGACAAUGCUUUGCAGCCUACUAUACAGAGCUUAAUAUUGGACAAAAAAGAUAUGAAAACAUCAGAGAUUUCAGCCGUUGAAAUAGGAUAUAAAGAUGAUGAAAUUUGCAUCUUCCGAAUGGAUUCCAUCAAUGUGCCCACUAUAGAAAGUGAGCAGUUUUCACAGCCUUGUACCUCUUCUAAAACAAAUAUAUAUUUUCCAGAAACACAGCAUUCACUGAUUAAUUCUACAGUGGAAAGUAGGAUGACAGAAGUUCCUGGGAAUCACUUUCAAGGGUUUAUUGGUGAAAGUACAGAAGGCAGUGUUGGUGUAACAAAUGGGCUUCAAAGUCUAGAAGAGGGUUAUUCCUGGCGACACCAGUGCCCCAAGUGUCCACGAGGAUUUCUUCAUCUUGAAAACUAUCUACGCCAUCUGAAAAUGCACAAGCUGUUCUUGUGUUUGCAAUGUGGAAAAACAUUUACACAGAAGAAAAAUCUUAACCGGCACAUCCGAGGACACAUGGGCAUACGACCAUUUCAGUGUUCUGUGUGUUUAAAGACAUUUACUGCCAAGAGCACUCUUCAGGACCACUUGAACAUUCACAGUGGAGACCGGCCCUAUAAAUGCCACUGUUGUGACAUGGACUUCAAGCACAAAUCUGCCCUCAAAAAGCACUUGACUUCUGUUCAUGGGAGAAGUAGUGGUGAAAGGACGAACCUUGACAUCAUCACAAAAGUCAAAAUAGACUAUGAUUAAUAGUAAUACUCACUUGCUUUGGAGACUUGGGUAUUAUAAUCCAUCAUCUUGAGUUCUGCAAAAAUACUCCUUUGUAAUUCUGUAUGCUCUUCCUAUGUUUGUCUGAUUUUUCGAUGUAUUCGCAUAUAAAUGUUUUUGUAAUAUCCUUAAAAGUUGUUGGAGUUAAUGGAAUGGUUGAUGGAGUUCUUUUCUACCUUAAAUAUCCUUACCAAAAUAUUAGCUGAUUUUCAUAGCCAGCCUAUUUGGUGCUUUAUGAAGUGUUGUGAAUAUAGGUUCUUGGUGAAGAUUGUUAACUGACUCUUGGCUAAAGGGGCAGAAAGAACUCAAUGGUAUUUUUCAGGUUUUUCAGUUAAUUUGCAUUGUUAGUGCUUCACACAGGAACAGCAACCAUAUUUUACUUGUACUCUUAUCUUGGUGACCAUUAGAAGAAAAUAAAUCUGGGACCUUGCCAGUCUUGGUUCAUUUUAAAAUCACUUUUAAGAACUAUUUGUCCGGUAGAUGAAAGCAAGUGUGAUGAAUCUUUUCCCAAUUAGGAUAAAUAUAUUGAUUACCUUUACAAAUUCUACAACUUCUUCUAAACCAAACAGUAUGUUGGCUAUUUGGUUGAAAUUAUGAAAUAACAUUUGUUGUGUAUAAAAAAUUCUGUUACCUCCAGAGAAAUUAUUCAGCAUAUCAUUUAUUUCAAUAUGAGUAUUCUCUCCACUUGUUCAAAGGGCAACUCAUCUGUACUUUUUCAUCCAUUAUGAUUGGCUUUAUCUUUAUAUCAAUCUUCCAUAAAGGUUCAACCUGACAUACCUGAUAUCAUCAUCUUUUUAAAAAAUUGUUAUUAUUUCGUGAAUAACAUUGCAGCACUUGUGCAUUCUGUCCAUCUGUUCUUUCUUGCUUUUGCUACAUUUUUUGCCAACCUCCUUUUCUAAUCCUUAUUAAUAUCUUUUAUACUAGUUCUUGGGCACAGAUCAUCAUUGUGAAUAUGCUGCAGCCUACCUGUGCCACCAAAGGAAUACGCAGGGUUAUAUUAAAGUUGAUUUUUAUACAAACACAUUUGUAUAUAUAAUAUAUAUAUAUACACACACCCCUACGUGUGUGUAUGUGUUUUAUAUGUAAACAUACACACGUAUAUAGAUAAAAAUAUAUAAACACUUCUUUCACUGGAAUAAGACGUAAUUGUAGCCAUGUAAUGUUUUUAAUAUAUUUUAAUUUAUUUCCAUUUGAGAAGAAAUUUUACUUAUUUGAAUACUGGUUCACAUACUUUGGAAAUGAAUACUGAAUUAGCUGUGGUCUCUAUAUUUAAUGCAAAUAUGUCAAAUAUUUUUAUCAUCAGUAUGAUUAUGUUACCAAUAAGAAACAGCAUUUGCUGGAAAUAUACAAUUUAUGGAAGACAUUGAAUGUGUUCUAGAUAUCAUUACUGUUUUUAAUUUGUCAUGGCAAUAUCUUUUUUUGUUAUGACAAUGCUUUAACCUGGUUUUUUUUUUAAACUUAGUACUGUAUAUGUAUAGUUGUGAUUUUUCUUAGUGAUAAAUUUUUUUCACGUGACUAAGGCUGACUUUCAAAGAUUGAUGUUAAAAUAAUUUGAGUACUUUUUUUCUGAUCUAGAUAUAUGUAUUCUCCAUGGAUGUGCCAAAAGUAAAAACAUGUAUGCCUCAGUAAGUGUAGUGGAAGUAAAAUUUAUUUUUGUUCUUGUUAAGUACUAAAGUUCCCUCUUAUUUCUAUAUACUUAUAGUACAGUAGAACUUUGUGGGUUAAGGCAUCUUGUCAACCUCUGAGAGAAGUGAUUGAGUGUUAAGUUAUAUUUCAGUAGCCUGCUAAUUAAUUUCCCUUCAUCAGAACUCUCCACUUUUCCAGACAUCCUCUACCCACCUGCCAAAGUGAUAUCCUAAAGCACAGGUCUGAACAAAUCUCUCCCCUGCUCAUAUAGUGCCAGCAACUCCCUAUUUCCUCUAGGAUGAAAUACAAACUCUUGUUCUUCUUUGGGACAUAAAGCCCAUUAAUCUAUCUCCAGUCUACUUUUCCAUCCUUAUUACAACAUUAUUCACCUUUACACACUCUGGUCCUGCCAAACUAACCUUGCUGCUCCCCAUACUGGACAAAGCAUCUCAUUUCUCCAUAGCUUUGCAUCCUCAUUCCUGGAAUGCAUUCUCUCCCCACUUUUGCCUCUAAAUCCUUAACUUCCUUAACUCAAGUGCCACUUCUUACAUGAGGCCUUUACUGAUUCUCCCAGUAUCCUUCCCCUCUUCUCUUGCCAUCUCCAUUUGCUUUAUAUUUACUAUUUGUAUAUUUUGUAUUUACUUAUAUGUAUGUUUCCCCUGAUAGAAUGUAACCUCCUUGAGGGCAGGGAAUGUUUUGUCUUUGUAGUCCCAGUGCUUGGUACAUAGUGGACAUUUAAUAAAUGCUUGUUGAUUGAUUGAUUGUGCCUCCUGCAAUAUGGAAAUUGUGUUAUGUAAAAACUUGACAAAAUUAUCCUACAAGGCAAAUGUUAAGCUUCCCUUCACCUCAUGCAAGUGUUAUAUAGGAAUUCUCCUGUGUAAUAUUUCUUUUGAAACUUCAUUAUUUUCAAAUGUUUUACAUUUCAGCUAUUUGUGAGGAUUUUAGCUAACAGGGAAUUUUUUUUUUUAAUGGCCAAACCUGUGAGUUCAGCAGUGUGUGUGGAAAUUUCCAUUGUGGAAUGUCCCUCUGUGAUUGUGGAGAAGCAGUGUUGUCUCUUCUUUAAUAGUUUUAAAGAAUUGCCUAGGAGUACUGAGAAGUUAAAUGAUUCUCCCAUUUUAAUACUUCUUAGUACGUGUAAGAGGUAAGACUUGAACCCAAGUCUGUCUUACGCUGAGGAUGGGCUUUCUAUAGCUCAUGCUACCCCUCAGCUGAGGAUCAUUUAACAUAUAAAUGCUAAAUGACUUUAUUUCCUAAGUAUCUGUGGAAAACAUUAUAGAAUCAUAGAAUCUUAAAAUGUCCAAAAUAUAAUUUAGACUUUCUGGACCUUACUUUCCAUAGCUGCAAAAUGAAGAGAGUGAAUUUGAUUUAUAUGAUUUCAGCUCUAAUUUAUGAAUUUAAAUUUUACUGGUCAUUUGAGCUAGAAGAUGGGAGACUUGAGAGGGCAUUCAUAGAGCUAUAUAAAAUGUUUUAAAUGUAUUAGUGAUAGAAUUUAACUACAAUGGAUUUUUUUCCCCUUUGUCAGGAAAAAAACCCAUUCAAUAAACACAUUAAAGUUACCAUCUGUGAAUGGAGAAAUG